CUUUCAUGGCCUAUUUCAACAUUAUCUUAACAAAAAUUAAAAAAGAAAAAAAAAUCAGAUAAUGAUAUAUAUUUUAGUUUUUGGUGCACCUCUUCCUGUUUAGUCUUGGACUUUAGCUUAACAAAUAAACCACACACGCAUAUAAAUAUGCAUGCCCCAUGACUACACAUCCAUAGGUUGAACUUGAAGCAACAAUCUUUUCUUAAAUUAUUUUCAAUCUAAAGAUCUUUAAAGCAAAGAUGAUUUCGAAGAAGAAGAUAACUUCGUUAAUUAUCUGUUCUUUUCUGUUGCUUCUUCUUCCAAUCGCGUUUUCUAGGCCGACAAGAAACUUAGAUGGAACAAGUCCAAGAGCUCCAACUGUUCAACAAAUAAGAAACAGACAUGGAACUAGAGAGGUCAUAGUGGACAAUGGUAUUAUUAGUGUCAGUUUCUCAAGUCCUCAAGGACUUAUAACUGGCAUCAAAUACAAAGGAGUCAAUAAUGUUCUCAGUCCACAUCAACGAGCUCGAGGGUACUGGGACAUAACAUGGCAAGGAGAAAAGACUCGUGGUGGCAUAGAUCGAAUCGAAGGAACUAAAUUUAGAAUCAUAACUCAAAACCAAGAACAAGUGGAGAUUUCAUUCUCUAGAACAUGGGAGAGUGGUUCUGGUUCUCAUAUUAUUCCAUUAAACGUAGACAAGAGGUAUAUUAUACGUACAAAUUCUUCAGGACUCUACGCAUACGGAAUUUUCGAGAGGCUUCCCGAAUGGCCAGAAGUUGAGAUGGGUCAAGUUCGAAUGGUAUUCAAACUCGACCAAGAUAAGUUUCAUUACAUGGCAGUCGCGGAUGAUAUACAAAGAGAGAUGCCAACGGACAAUGACCGCGAUAUCCAUCGUGGUCAUGCCAAGGCUCUUGGUUAUAAAGAGGCUGUACAAUUGAUUCAUCCUCAUAACUCCAUGUUCAAAGACCAAGUUGAUGAUAAAUACCAAUACUCAUGUGAGAUCAAAGACAUCAAGGUGCAUGGUUGGAUCUCAACUAAAUCCCACGUUGGCUUUUGGAUUAUCUCAUCGAGUGGCGAAUAUCGCUUUGGUGGACCGAUGAAACAAGAGCUCACAUCUCAUGUCGGCCCAACAGCCAUUGCAAGCUUUAUAAGCGGGCAUUAUGUUGGUACGGACAUGGACACACGUUACAAAAGUGGUGAAGCGUGGAAAAAAGUCUUAGGACCUAUUUUUAUUUACUUAAACUCCGGCGAUGAAUUAUUAUGGGAAGAUGCUAAACGACAGUCUAAAGAAGAAGUUAAAGCCUGGCCGUACGAUUUUGUAGCAUUCUCUGACUUUCCUUCUCGUCGAGAAAGAGGAACCGUUACCGGUCGUCUUCUAGUCAACGACGGAUUCUUAACGCCGGGGAGAUUUGCAUAUGUCGGUUUAGCACCACCGGGAGAAGCUGGUUCGUGGCAGACAAAUACUAAGGGUUAUCAGUUUUGGACAAAGACGAACGAAACCGGUUAUUUCAAGAUUGAUAACGUUAGACCAGGAACUUACAAUCUCUAUGGAUGGGUUCACGGUUUAAUCGGAGACUUUCUAUACCAAAACCUUGUUACCGGACUCGGUAGAGUUGUCUACAAGCCUCCUAGAAACGGUCCAACGCUAUGGGAGAUUGGUGUACCGGAUAGAACAGCACGAGAAUACUUUGUACCGGAGCCAUACAAGAACACAAUGAACCCUUUAUAUCUAAACCACACGGACAAGUUUAGGCAAUACGGAUUAUGGCAACGAUACACAGAGUUAUAUCCAAAUCAUGACCUCAUUUACACAAUUGGAGUUAGUAAGUAUAGCCAAGACUGGUUCUACGCUCAAGUCACAAGAAACAACGGUGAUUCGACGUACACACCAACUACAUGGCAGAUCGUGUUUCAUCUUCCAUACGUGAACAUGAGAGGAAGCUACACAUUGCAGCUAGCUUUAGCCUCGGCUGCACGGGCUAAUCUACAAGUACGGUUCAAUAACGAAUACACGAGGCCAUUCUUCUCAACGGGCUAUAUUGGAAGAGAUAAUGCUAUAGCAAGACAUGGAAUCCAUGGACUCUACCGGCUUUAUAGCAUCAAUGUACCUGGAAGAUUGCUACGAACAGGGACCAACACGAUUUAUCUUCGACAAUCUAAAGCAUCAGGACCAUUUGAAGGACUUAUGUAUGAUUACAUUCGUCUCGAAGAGCCUUCUAGAGUUUAGAUUCAUUUAGUUGUUAUAAUUUUGGUUUUGUUAUUUUAACACUAUUGGUUUAAUGUGCCAUUGAUUUUAAGUUAAAGAGUUAUUAUUACUUUAUUUAAUUAUUUCUAUACAACCAUGUUUCAAUUAGUC
Messenger RNA from Arabidopsis lyrata subsp. lyrata, 2336 nucleotides. Its product is annotated as rhamnogalacturonate lyase. Lineage: Eukaryota; Viridiplantae; Streptophyta; Magnoliopsida; Brassicales; Brassicaceae. Gene Ontology annotation, biological process: carbohydrate metabolic process. Gene Ontology annotation, molecular function: catalytic activity; carbohydrate binding. The record is from RefSeq and is a predicted model, not a curated record.